Tuber melanosporum (Perigord truffle) is the source of this 831-nucleotide messenger RNA. RefSeq lists its product as uncharacterized. NCBI's taxonomy places the organism in Eukaryota, Fungi, Ascomycota, Pezizomycetes, Pezizales, Tuberaceae. Bases 1 to 354 code for a protein of 117 amino acids. The transcript has a single exon. The record is from RefSeq and is a predicted model, not a curated record.
AUGAUACUAGACUACCGUACCGACUGCUGCCCCAUCCCCUCAACCACCCCCUUCGACCGGUGGCAAGAACCACCCUCCGGCUCCCAACGCGACCAACAAAUCCUCCUUCAACCCGUGCACCUCCUCCAGCGCUCUACCAACAUCACUCCGCGCAUCAAUCCUACCGUUGACGAGUCCGCUCUUGACAUACCAUCGCCAAUUCGCCGCCAAAAACCCUGCCCAAAGCCUCUUCAUGCCACCACCACCCUCCCCCUCACCCCCACAACCAUAAACGAGCCUGACCAAGCUCCACUUCUCGCAGCAGCUAAUCCCCGCAGGACUGAUAGAGUAUCCGCGAUCGUGCGGGAUGAGUAGCGCCAGGAUCGCAUGCACCUUCGUCAGCACGUGAAAGGCCAAUUCUGGGACCUCGUAUCGUGUCGAGAGAUUAUAGAGGGCUAUGUGGCAUUCCAACUUGCUGGCGAGUGGUAGGUGUGCUGGGGGGUUGUAAGUUGAGGUUUUGAGAUAUGUAUUUAGGAGGGCGAAUGUUUCCGGGGUCGUUUGGUGUAGGUGGGUGUUUGUGGGGAGGGCGUGGAGGAGGGGUGUUGGGAGGGUGAACGGGGUGGAGCGUUCACCUAUUAGGAAGGUUUUUGUGGGGGGGCUGGUGGGGGUCAGUCUUUUCUUGGGAGGGGUUAGAUUGUAGAGGGGGGGCUGAGGGAAUAUAUACCUUGAGGGGGUGGGGGUAGGGGUGGGGAAGACUUGGGGAUGUGGGGUUCCUGUGGUAGGGCUUCUGGCGGCUUUGGUGUUUUCUGCUGAGUGUCGUGUGGUUGAAUGGUGAAGAUCUUUUUGAAUGUU